UAAUUAACUACAAAAACCCUAAAUCAUUGAUUAAAUCCUCCGCACCACAGCUGCCGCCGUCCUGUGGAAAGCCACCGCCAAACCCUCAAUGCUGCCGUCGUCCCAACCGCAAAACCGGUCCAGAUUCUGAUGGUGGACGCCGACAAGUUGGAGUGCAUGUACGAGCUAACGGAGGAGUACAAACUCGCCAAGCGUUGCCACCACGAGAACCUUGUGGGCGUCCACAUGUCAUUUUGGUCGAAGACCAACAACCAGCUGUGGAUCGUCAUGCCUAUGUGUCUAGGGUUUUGCUGAGGGCGAUGAUCAUGUCGUCGCCAUCUGCUUUGCCGGAAUCCGGAGUCGGAACCCUCCUCCGGCAGACGCUUGAGGGCCUGGACUGCGUCCACGCCCUUAGAAAUAGGCCCCACGGCAACGUCUGCGCUCGGUGCGUCUACAUGGACGACGGGGACUUUGCGACAGCGAAACUAGGGUUUCGUGAGCUCAUGUGCAAGAGGACGACGAAGCGAGCCACAGAGUGUUGGGUGGCGCCGGAGCUGGCGAGGGACCCGAAGAUGGUGCAUGGAAAGGCGGCAAACGUGUGGAUGUUCGGUUUGUUUGCCUUGGAGCUCGUUUACGGCGGGGAGAUCCCUGUUUCGAUGCAUGAAAAUGUGAAAGCGCUUCUGUGGGACAACUUUAACGCCACACAACAGUUGGGCAAGGUCUCGCUGUCCAAACAUGGAGACCCGGUGAUUGAGCUUAACAAUGAGGACAUCUCCAAAUUAAGAGAGAUUUUCCCUCAUGCUAUCAAAGCCAGUUUCAAUGGAGCACUCUCUCCGGAAGACAUCGGGUUAUCACUGAAGAAGGGAGGGUUCAAAGGAGGUUUUCGCAUCACCGCCAUCAGCAAAUCUCAGGUUAUCAUCAAUCUCAAUUUGCGUAGUGAAUUCAUUCGCUUACUAUCCAGAAAUUCCUGGAAAACGAAUGGCUGCACACUCAAUCUCUCCAAAUGGGAUCCAAGUAUAGAUGGAAGGAAUGACAGCCCCAUAUCGCUGGUUUGGGUUACAUUCAAAAGGCUUCCUUUUUUCCUUUCUGACCAUAGCACCCUAUUCUCCAUAGCCAGUGCACUUGGAACCCCAAUCCAGAUGGAUGAUACCACAGCUCGUGGUGGGUACUUCCAGAUGGCUAGGAUCCUUUUGGAGUUGGAUGUUUCUAAACCCAAACGUUCUUCUAUCCUGAUUCGAACAAGCACUUGGGAAAGAACGGUGGAGCUUCUGUAUGAGCUCCCCUUAUACUGCAAUUGCUGUAAGCGGAAGGGUCACUUCUGCAAACCAAUCUCAAAGCCCGCCAGAAAAGUCCUCGCCGGCGGGACAUCCAAUGAGAGGCUUCAGUCCACUAAGAGCCAUCCAAAAUCCAAUCAGGAUUGGAUCAGGGUUCAGAGUAAGAAGGAAAGAACAAGUCACAAAAGGACAACCAACAAAGAGCCAACAUGGGUGGCCACUUGCUCCAUAUUGCCAAACACGGAGGACAGCCAACCUACUACACUUCCAUAUACUACUAUCCCCACUUCUUUGAAACCCUUGGUAUCUAGCAGAUCAAGGUUCCCAAGUCCAUGUGAGGCACCUAGCUCAAAUUGUUUGGUUGGGGACAUGCACUUCGUACAAGAUGCAGCCCCCUUGUCCAAGCAUCCAUGUCCCCCCUCCACUAUGGUCAAGGUGGCAAUGGCUUCCAACGAACACACAUCCACCAUUGAUUCAUUAGCUCUCUUAUCUACUGUGGUUGAGAACAACAGCCCGGGCACUCCGGUAGUUGAACAUCCUCAAGUUGUCCACUGCCAGUUUUCAUCGUCAGAAACACAGGGAUCACUUUGGAUCUCCUCUGUUUAUGGAAGACACACCGGGGCAGACCGGGCACCUCUUUGGUCUUCCAUAUCAUCUUGGCAUACUGGAUCAGAUCCUUGGAUUGUUGGAGGGGACUUCAACUGCAUUCACAGCGUGGAUGAACAAAAGGGCAAUUCUGAACCUUGCUACAGGUCUAUUGAUGAAUUCAAGGAAUGUGCAGAAUCCUCCAACCUUCUUUAUAUCCAUCCUUUAGGGGGGCACUAUUCAUGGAGCGGGAAAAGAAGCAAUGGGAAAGUAUGGAGACGUCUUGAUCAUAUCCUUGGCCUAUUUUUGGGGAAUUACAUUGAUACUUUUACUUCAACCAAUUUGACAAUGCUUAGCAAGGGAGCCUCUGACCAUAGGCCUCUUUUACUAAACUGUAUUUUGGAUAAUUUCCUGGGCCCUAAACCCUUUCGUUUCCUCAACAUGUGGUGCUCCCACCACACCCUUGAAAGUACCAUUGCCUUGUUUUGGGAAUGCAAUAAGACAUACAAUGGCAUGAAGGGGCUGUCUGCUAAACUUAAGGAACUGAGGAAAACUCUACACACUUGGAAUAAGGAUAUUUUUGGGAAUGUAUUCCAAAACCUUAAGGAAGCAGAAUACAAAGCAAAUUCUGCCCAGGACAAAUUUGAGCAAAACAGCAACCCAGAAAAUUUGGUGGAAUUCAACAAAGCCAAUGCUGAGCUACUCCUCCAAUCCAAAAGGGAAAUAGAAUUCUGGAAACAGAAGGCGGGACUCAAAUGGAUUAAAGAGGGUGAUGCUAACACCAAAUUUUUCCAUAAUGUGGUUAAAAACAGGCGCAAUAAACUCAGGAUCUCUAGCAUCAAAGAUGAUGAAGGCAGGAGCAUUGAGAACAUCAACAGCAUUGCCAACCAUGCUAUAUCCUACUUCACCAAAAUUUAUACACCGGAGCCCAUCUCCAUUGAGGACGAAAUCUUCUCCUACAUCCCCAUCACAAUCACCAAUGAGGAUAAUCAUAUGCUUUGUGCAGUACCACAGGAGGAUGAGGUCAAAACAGCCAUUUGGGAACUCAAUGCAAACAGCGCCCUAGGCCCAGAUGGAUACAACGGUUUCUUCUUCAGGACCUACUGCAUAUCAUACACACGGAAGUUGUUCGCGCCUCCCAAGAAUUCUUUUUGGGUCUCCCUAUUCCAAAGUCAUAUGGUUGAUUUUGCAAAGGCGUUUGACAGGAUAUCUUGGGAGUUUCUUGAGAUCACUCUCACAUCCUUUGGCUUCAGCCCCCAAUCUUGCCAGCUCCUGCUAUCAACACUUAAAGACACUGAUUUUUCUAUACUCAUCAAUGGAAUUCCACAUGGCUUUUUUAAAAUGGGUAGGGGGGCCAAGCAAGGGGACCCGCUCUCUCCACUCCUUUUCAUUAUUGGCAAUGAAGUGCUGAGUAGGCUAAUUAAGGGCAAAAUGGAAGAGGGUUACAUCAAAAAUACGAACACGGGUAGAGCUAAACCUCCAUCACAUCUCGCCUAUGCAGACGAUGUAAUAUUCUUUUUUAAUGGGCAUUCCAGAUACUUGAUCAGACUCAAAGGGCUGCUGGAGAUUUUCCUCAAAGCAUCUGGUCACCUCAUAAAUCUCAACAAAAGCUUCUUUUACACAAACCCAAAGGUUAGGCCGGCCAUCAGACAAAAUAUGCAUAAAGCAUUGCAAAUGAGGGAAGGGAAACUGCCUUUCCAAUACCUAGGAGCAACUAUUGGUAAAGGGAAACUUAAAAAAGAGGACUGUAAGAGAAUUGUCCAACAUUUUGAGGGAUACCUUAACACUUGGCACAGCAAGGUCCUCAACCAAAUGGGCAGGCAUUUGGAGGAUAUUGAAGCUGCUUAUUCGUCAAAAAUCGAGUGGAAGAUCAGAAAUUCAGAAGGGAUAUGGGGAAAAUAUAUGAGAAGCAAAUACCGGCCAGAUUCAUUUCAUGAAUACCACACGGACACUGUCACCUGGAAAAGAGCAGCCCGUAUACACAACUGGGCUCUUGAGCAUGUUCAUACCAUCUCUGGGACAGAAAUGUGGGAGGAGAAUCCAUUCUCCUUCAAGCUUGCUUAUAACUCUUGGAGGGAAGCUAAGCCCUCCUCUCUCUUGUGCAAAAUGGCCUGGUCAAAACUUCAAAUCCCUAAAAUCAGACUGUUCCUAUGGAAAGCUCUUCACAAUCUCCUGCCUUUCCCAGACAACCUAGCCAGAUUCAGCAUUGCCAUUCCCUCUAGAUGUAACUUCUGCCACAAUGGUCCCCAAAACUUGAACCACACUCUUUACCAGUGCAGGCUCUCACAAAAGAUUUGGAGGUUUUUUUUCACCCUAUUUGACGGGCCUGUCAUUCAAAGGGGGGACACCAUCCACGACAAUUCCCCAUUGAAUCCAUCUAGGCCUGCUGAGCUGUCUGUUGAAAGAGACCAGAUUACAUCUUUAACCUCUUGUUACCCUGGUAGUGUGGUCAGCUUAUCAUUAUCCUCAGACUGCAGUAAAUGCAAGGUGAUUCAGCUGUGGGAAAAGGGAUUAUGUCUGGGGUUUUGUGGUAUUUCAGAAUCAGAUAGGUAAGUUGGGUUUUAGCUGGGGGUUUUUGCUUGCAGGUGGAGCUCAUCCAAGGACCAAUGUUUGGUAUGAGGUAUGGGAGAGGACUUAGGUGUUGAUCGACUUCACGUUCAUACCGCUUUACAGGAGAAGGUAUAAGUUUCUAUCUCUAGCUAUUGUUUUAGUAACUAAUCUUCGACUAGUAAUCACUAUUGGGAGCUUAAAUUUUUGUAUUUCUGCUGCCCUCCCAACCGUGGUUACCUUUCACAUACCACUGUGUACUACAAGAAUAGCACAUAUAUAUUUAAUAUAAGAUAAUAGCCAUU
This is a messenger RNA of Cuscuta campestris, 4690 nucleotides long. Lineage: Eukaryota; Viridiplantae; Streptophyta; Magnoliopsida; Solanales; Convolvulaceae. The record is from the annotation of a GenBank genome assembly.